GGAGGAGGUGGUGUGUAUGUGGGAGCAGGACCAAAGACUCUGCAGUGUCUUGGCAGCUGCAUUUACACUGUAGUGCAUCUCCCACCGCCCGUGAUGCCUUCACGGCCAAAGAUCUUCCUCCUCCCCCGCGUCCACUUGUGAAGACGCGGAGAUGAACUCGCCCGCAAACUGAGCCGGACACCCGGACCUCGUCCCCUCCUCCUCCUCCUUGCUCGCUUCCUCCCUUUUGCUUCUUCCUCGCAUCCCCUCAUCCAGCCGUCACUUGAAUGGAAGAUGGCGAGGGGCGAGAGGCGUUUCAGCGACGUGCGCUUGGUAUCUCUGCAGAUCAUCUUGAUGCUCGGCGGCGCGGCGUGGCCUGGUUCCGAGGGACUCACCUUCCCACAGCAGUACACGAUAAUUCACUGGGCGAGGCGCAUCGAGCAGGAGAUUGACAGAGUCUUUCAGCACAUCAGUGGAGCUCAGCAGCUGAAAGGGAUAUACAAUGAAGAAAGAAGACGCUUUAGUCUGGUAAAGAAUCAGCCUCGAAAGAUAGUGGAGAAGGUGGCUUCAGAUAUCGAGAAACUUCUGGCUAAGAAGCGCAAAGCUCUCGAAAGGUUAGCCAGUGAGGCUGAACGGCUCCAGCUAGAGCAUCCCUGGCAGGAUGGCAUCAAGGAGCUGGACAUGGCUUAUUAUGACUCCAAGGCAGAGUUGGAUCAUUAUUCCAUGGACGGAGAAACUGAAGUGGAAAAUCCUUCCCACAUCAAACUGGAGUUUGUGUACGACCCCAAUUUCAAAAACAAUGUCAACUAUUCCUACACAGCUGUUCAGAUUCCCACAGACAUUUAUAAAGGAGCGCCAGUCAUUCUGAAUGAGCUCAACUGGACCCAAGCACUGGAGAAAGUGUUCAUGGAGAACAGUCGGGAGGAUCCGUCACUACUGUGGCAAGCGUUCGGGAGCGCCACCGGGGUGACGCGCUACUACCCUGCCACCCCAUGGAAAGCCCCUGAUAAAAUUGACCUGUAUGAUGUCAGGAGGAGACCCUGGUACAUCCAAGGUGCUUCCUCCCCCAAAGAUAUGGUCAUUCUCGUCGAUGUGAGCGGCAGUGUCAGUGGACUCACACUUAAACUGAUCAAGGCGUCAGUGAUGGAGAUGCUGGACACGCUGUCUGAUGAUGACUACGUCAACGUGGCCCGGUUCAGCGACAAGGCAGAGGCAGUGGUUCCUUGCUUCAAACAUCUCGUCCAGGCCAACGUGCGCAACAAGAAGAUCUUUAAAGAAGCAGUGCAGCAGAUGCAGGCCAAGGGCACCACUGAAUACAAAUCUGGAUUUCAUUUUGCCUUCAAUCAGCUGUUAAAUAAAACAAAUGUCCCACGGGCCAACUGCAAUAAAAUCAUCAUGCUUUUCACCGAUGGAGGCGAGGACCGAGCUCAAGAUGUCUUCAUGCAGUACAAUUGGCCCAACAAAACGGUUCGAGUAUUCACCUUUUCAGUGGGCCAGCACAACUAUGAUGUCACACCCUUACAGUGGAUCGCAUGCACCAAUAAAGGUUACUAUUUUGAGAUCCGUUCCCUGUGCGCCAUAAGGAUUAACACGCAGGAGUACCUGGAUGUGUUGGGACGCCCCAUGGUUCUUGCAGGCGACGAGGCCAAGCAGGUCCAGUGGACCAAUGUGUAUCAGGAUGCUUUGGGUCUUGGGAUGGUAGUAACUGGGACUUUGCCUGUAUUUAAUCUCACUAUGAAUGGAAAACUACAGAACCAGCUGAUUUUAGGCGUCAUGGGAGUGGACGUGCAUCUCGAUGAGAUUAAGCGCCUGACGCCACAAUACAGUCUCGGGGCCAACGGUUACAUAUUUGCAAUUGACCCAAAUGGAUAUCUUCUUCUUCAUCCCAAUCUACAGCCCAAGCUGGUGCAUCUCCCAGAACCUGUGACACUGGACUUCUUGGAUGCAGAAGUGGAGGACAGCAAUAAAGAGGAGAUCCGGCGACAGAUGAUUGACGGACGACCAGGUGACAUGCAGAUCAAAACUCUUGUGCAGUCAGUUGAUGAGCAAUACAUUGAUGAGGUGUACAGAGGUUACACCUGGACCCCUGUCAAUGGCACAGAUUACAGUCUGGGGCUGGUGCUACCUCCCUACAAUGAGUACUACAUUCAGGCAGACCUCAGUGAUGUGAUGCUUCAGCUUCAGUACAUGCAGUCAUUACUGCCAAGCUCCUUUGAAUCUUCGGGACACGUCUUUCUCGCGCCAAGAGAAUACUGCACGCGUCUGCAGCUUUCGGACAACAACACGCAAUUUUUGCAGAACUUCCUCUCCCUCAUGCUGGAAAUAUCUCCUGAAUCAGAUGAGUGUGACCAAGGGCUCAUACACAACCUGAUACUUGACUCGAGGAUUAUCGGACAGCUAGCCUCACGCGUUUGGAAGAACAAGGAUCUUAAUUCGUACGGCUUCUUGGCUGUGUUUGCAUCCACCGAUGGAGGCAUAACACGAGUGUUCCCCAAUUUAGCUGCAGAGUUGUGGGAUGAGGACCCUGAACCCUUCAAUUCAAACUACUACCGAAGGAGCCUUGACAACAAAGGUUACCUGUUCCGAGCUCCGCCUAGAGAAUCUUUGGAUGACAUGUUAGGACCAGAAAAUGGCACAGUUGGAAUCCUGGUUAGUUCAGCUGUGGAGGUGAAUUUAGGAGGCAAACUUCUCAAACCUGCAGUGGUGGGAGUGAAGCUGGAUCUGGAAGCGUGGGUGGACAAGUUCAAGAUCCUGGCCAGCAACGUGUCAGACAGCCGACAAGGCUCACACAAGUGCGGACCAUCCAGGAGCUGUGAGAUGGACUGUGAGGUCAACACCGACGACCUCCUGUGCUACCUCAUUGAUGACGGUGGCUUCCUGGUUAUGUCCAAUCAAAGAGAUCACUGGAAAAAGAUCGGACUCUUUUUCGGAGAUGUGGACCCAUACUUGAUGCACGCCCUCUACAACAACUCCAUCUUCAACCGACGACAGAAUUUUCACUUCCAGUCAGCAUGCGAGCCAGUCAGCAGCAGCCACACUGGUGCAGCGCCUAGACGCUUCUUUGUGCCGUCCAUCGCCGACAUCCUCAGCUUGGCUUGGUGGACGUCCACGGUGGCCUGGUCUUUGAUUCAGCAGCUACUGUAUGGACUGGUACACAUCAGCUGGCUCCAACAAGAUGACAUCUUCGUAGAAGGCUUUGAAAUCAAGACGAGCAGCUGUGUGACCAUCCAAAGCCAGUUCUUCUUCAGCAACACCACCAACUCGUACAACGUGCUGCAGGACUGCGGCAACUGCUCGCGGCUGUUCCACACCAAGCGGAUAGAAAACACCAACCUCCUCUUUGUGGUCGCCGAGACGCUCCCCUGCAGCUCCUGUGAGAUAGAGAGGCUGAGCCAAGUCAGGACGGAGUUCCAGGAAGAAAAUCCUUGUGAGGUACUGAGCAACGCACGAUAUCGGAGAGGUCCGACGACCUGCCUUGACUUCAGUGCCUUAGAAAAUACUUCCGAGUGCGGACGGGCACAGUUUGUGCAGCCCUACGUGGGGGUCCUUCUUGUUCUUCAGCUCAUUCUGCCUUUCUUCCACCGCUGACACGUGCCGCCGUUCACUUCCAUGUCGACUCAAGGCCAUGCGAAGGACUCGUGGAGGUUGCAGUGGACAAACGACACUGGAUUGCUCCUCAAGAACAAACGAGACUUUCCAUUCAAGAGCACAGAACAAGCAUGUGGCCACCUGAUGGAAAAAUGUUUGUUGAGACGUGACCCUGUGGUUGGGCCUCAAAUCAAAGCACAGGUUUUGUGGCUUUUCGUACAUUUCUACCACGUCGCGCACAAUUUCUCCAGUUUCCCGUCUUUUCUGCCACGAGUGACUGAAACAAGUGAAUGUUUAGGAUGUUUAUGUACGCGCCGUUCGCCUACUCUUGUGCAUCUUUACUGUCCCUCAGCAUGGUCGGGAGAGGUUUGCCGGAAACAUUGCUUUAAAAAAAAAAAAAAGAAAUAAAAACUGCUUUUACCCCCUCGGCUUUGAACUUAGGUCUUAAAACAACACUGCUGUAUAUUGAGCAAAAGUGUUGAUAAGCCACAAAGUAUUAAAGUCAGUGUUGUCGUUUUGUUUUCAAGGACCACAAUUUAUUUGCAUGAUGUUUUGGAACACUUGAAACACGUUUUGUGUACAUAUUUGACUGGAUAUGAAACAUUCCGUUUGGGUACAUCUUGUGGAAAUAAAUGAGGAACAAAGUUUGACUUCAGUGAAGCCAAUAUCGCACUUAUGUAUUUAUUUCUUUAUGCUGGGAGGUUGAAGCACAAAAGGUGCAGCUGGUAAACAAACUGCCUGAUUACAUGUCAUUUAUUUAGGAAAAAAGUAAAAAAUAAUCAAAUAAAAGAAUGCAGGGGCAUGUAAAGGAUCUUAAGGAAUUUGCUGAUGAAAUUAAUGUAUUUGUUGCUUAUCUAAUUUAAAAUAUGUAUUUAUUUUAUCUAUGUAUUUAUUUGUAUAUUUGUUUAAGGCAGAAAUGUAUUGAAUGUUACAACGCUUACGCGGGCACAACAAGCGAUUCACAAAAAGAUCCAGAGUUAAAAAUUACAAUAUAUUGUCUGUUUGUCUUUGUCUAUGAAAGAAUGUUUCAAUGUUUUUUGCACUAACUUUGCUCUUCAUUUGGCUUCCAUUGUCGUCGACGGGGGAUAGUUGUUCCGCUCUUUGUGCCGGCCUCCCAUCAUGCCCACCUCAUUUUUGUAUGCAAAGCAAUCUUCAGAAUACAACAAGCUUAACUUUGUAAACAUUUUGUCAGUCACAUUACAAAUUGAUAUUUCAAUGUUUAUAUCUUUGGUGAUUAAAUGCUGUUGAUAUUU
Molecule: messenger RNA, 4820 nt
Organism: Phycodurus eques (leafy seadragon)
Lineage: Eukaryota; Metazoa; Chordata; Actinopteri; Syngnathiformes; Syngnathidae
Product: voltage-dependent calcium channel subunit alpha-2/delta-2-like
Exons: 39
Coding region: 274-3567 (1097 amino acids)
Cellular component (GO): voltage-gated calcium channel complex
Molecular function (GO): voltage-gated calcium channel activity
Source: RefSeq, a predicted model, not a curated record